AUGUACAACUGGACAAGGUGUCAAGACGCACAGGUCCGGCACAAGGCGAGAACGCGCCGUCUUGUGCCCGAAAAGCCCCCGGUUCCAAGUAGGACGCACAUGGCGAGACCUAGCUGGCAUUUUCACAAUGCAGAAUCGAGGCCUCUGCCCUGGCUGGGCGGCGUGAACCCUAGCAGCACAUCCUGUUUGACCCUUCUCGAUUAA
Molecule: messenger RNA, 204 nt
Organism: Cordyceps militaris CM01
Lineage: Eukaryota; Fungi; Ascomycota; Sordariomycetes; Hypocreales; Cordycipitaceae
Exons: 2
Coding region: 1-204 (67 amino acids)
Source: RefSeq, a predicted model, not a curated record